Calypte anna (Anna's hummingbird) is the source of this 7104-nucleotide messenger RNA. It is a transcript of the gene THNSL1, whose product is annotated as threonine synthase like 1. Gene Ontology annotation, biological process: amino acid metabolic process. The record is from RefSeq and is a predicted model, not a curated record. The transcript is spliced from 3 exons. NCBI's taxonomy places the organism in Eukaryota, Metazoa, Chordata, Aves, Apodiformes, Trochilidae. The coding region runs from base 433 to 2646 and encodes 737 amino acids. Gene Ontology annotation, cellular component: cytoplasm. Gene Ontology annotation, molecular function: pyridoxal phosphate binding.
CGCGCGUGCCGUGCUGAGGGCGGCGGCGGGCGCGGGGAGGCGGAGCGGGCCGAACCGGACCCAACACAACCCAACCCAACCCAGUCCCGGGGACAAGGCAGCGAGGGGCUGUGGGUGCUACCGGUGGGAGGGGGCAGCCCGGGCUGUGCUGGCCGGGUGGGCAGGCGCGAAUGAGGCGGUACCGUGUACUCGGCGUGGCCCAGUCCUGCCCGGCCCGGCCUCCUCUCUCCUCCCCCCGGCCCUCCGGGACCUUUAGGCGGUAGCGCCGCCGUGAGAAACUACACUCAAUACAGUUCUAUUACAGGAGUUCUUGGUUUGCCAUCCCUUCAGAAGAGAACUGGAUGCAAUUCUUCCAGCCUUGCUGUUGCACAAGUUUCAGUUAAGUGAAGUGCCAAGGUGGCUUGAAAAAAGACAAGAACAACCCAGCAGAAGAUGUUCAGUUUUGUUCAGUAUCGACCUUUGGGACUCAUAACCCAGAACAUUCUGUGUUUAAAACUCACGCUUUCAAGACCUGUUGCAUUUGCACAGAUAUGGAAAUCAUGGCUUUCGAGCUGUUCCCUUGUUGGAAACAAAAAUAUUAUCCUGAUGGGACCUCCUGGUGCUGGGAAAACAACAGUUGGGAGAAUAGUAGGUCAGAAACUUGGUUGCCCUGUCAUAGACAUAGAUGACGAUGUCCUUGAAACAACCUGGAAUAUGAGUGUGUCGGGAAAACUGCAGGAUGUUGGUAAUGAGCAAUUUUUAGAGGAGGAAGGAAAAGCCCUGUUGAGGUUUUCAGCAUCUGGAAGUGUCAUUUCCCUUACUGGGUCCAAUCCAAUGCACGCUGCUGGCAUGCAGCAUAUGAAGAAAAACGGCAUAGUUGUGUAUCUGGAUGUGCCCACAGCAGUCAUUAUGAGCAGGCUGGAAUCAAUGAAAGUGGAUCGCAUUGUGGGGCAGUCUCCUGGUCUUUCUCUCAAGGACAUUCUUCAGUUUAGGAAGCAGUUCUACAAAAGGUGGUAUGACAUCCGUGUUCUUUGUGGAGGGGAUAUUGCAGCAGAGGUUGUAGCAGAAAAGGUACUUGAUGCUGUGAAGAGAUACCAAAACUCAGAACUAGAAACUUUCGUUUCAACUAGGUCUAGCAAGUGUGAAAGGAGCACGGGAAAAAUCUCACAUAAAUAUUUCAGUGAUGUUGUUACUGAGGGCUUAGCCCCUGAUGGAGGACUCUUUGUUCCUGAGAGAGGCCUUCCAAAAUUCACUGCUGGAGAAUGGCAGUUGCUAAUAGAAGCAACUUACACUGAAAGAGCCCAGGUGAUACUGGAAAAAUGCAUCCAUCCUGCAGAUAUUCCUGCUUCUAAGCUGGCAGAAAUUAUUGGAACUGCAUAUGGGGAAAACUUUACUUGUCCAAAAAUUGCCCCAGUUAGGCAUCUGGUGGGCAAUCAGUUUCUGCUGGAGUUAUUUCAUGGACCAACAGCAUCAUUUAAGGAUUUUGCAUUACAGAUGAUGCCACAUAUAUUUGCAUACUGCAUUCCCAGAAGCUGCAACUACUUGGUUCUGGUAGCUACUUCUGGUGACACAGGAAGUGCUGUCCUAGAUGGCUUUAGUCGUCUCCAUGACACUGACAAACAGAGAAUUGCUGUCAUUAAUUUUUUUCCUGAGGAUGGAGUAAGCCCAAUUCAAAAAUCACAGAUGAUUUGCUGUCAGAAAGAAAAUGCCUGGUCAAUAGGUGUCAAAUCUGAUUUUGAUUUUUGCCAGACAGCUAUAAAGCAAAUCUUUACUAAUUCUGAUUAUACUGGCUUUCUUACAGUAGAAUAUGGAACAGCUUUAGCUGCAGCAAACUCCAUAAACUGGGCACGACUGCUUCCUCAGAUAGUUUAUCAUGCCUCUGCAUACCUGGAUCUUGUUCAUCAAGGUAUUAUUCCUUUUGGAAGCCCUGUAGAUGUUUGCAUUCCUACAGGAAACUUUGGCAACAUAUUAGCUGCUUUGUAUGCUAAAAUGAUGGGAAUUCCUAUUAGAAAAUGUAUUUGUGCUUCCAAUGAAAACAAUGUUUUGACUGACUUUAUACAAACAGGUGUUUAUGAUUUGAGGGGAAGGAAAUUAAUUCCCACUUUUUCACCAGCAGUAGAUAUUUUGAAGUCCUCCAAUCUUGAGCGAUACUUGCACCUGAUUGCUAAUGAGGAUGGACAACUGGUAACACAGUUUUAUAGCCAGCUGGAAAAUCAGGGCCACUUCCAGCUACAGAAUGAUCUACUUGAAAAACUUCAGCAGGACUUGGUGGCUGGGUGGUGCUCUGAGGAGGACUGUCUGGCUGCCAUUCACUCUGUAUACAGUACUACAGGGUAUAUUUUGGAUACACACACAGCUGUUGCUAAAGUAGUUGCUGAUCGAUUACAAGAUAGAACUUGCCCAAUUAUUAUUUCAUCUACAGCUCAUUAUUCUAAGUUUGCACCUGCUAUCUUGAGGGCCUUGAGGAUUGCAGAAAUAAACCAGAAUCCAUUAAGUCAGCUUCACUUGCUGAGUUCUUACAGUCCUCUGCCUCCAGUCCACUGGGGCCUUUUAGAGACCCUGAAAAAGAAGGGGAAUGAGGAUCACCAAGUCUGUGAUGCUGAUAUGAGUGUGCUGAUGUCCCAUAUAGAAACCUUAAUUCAAAAUCAUUUUAUGAAAGUUUUCUGAGCAACUGAUCAAACAUCCACUGUGUCAAUUGUGAUAUCUUCCUAAUUAUCUGCAUGUUUUUUUAAACUCAUAAACCAGGCUGUGUUCAGUCCACAGUACAACAUAGGCAGUUUUAUACUCAAAUUGUCAGGUUUUCAACAGUAUUUGUAAGUAAUGCAUGACUAGUAGUGGUGGGAGGUGGUGAACCAAUAGUAUAAAAGAGUAGAAUACUUUUUUGCAGGUUGUACAUAGCAGAGCCAGCAGUAGUAUUUUGGCAGUGCCUUCUCCUUUGUAAGCCUGAAGUGUUCUCUGUGGAAGGAGGAAGAUAAUGAAGUCUGGCCUUUCUGAAACUGCUAGCUCUUGCUUUGUUGCAAGAACGAGGCCAUAAUUUGGUCUAUGGGUGAUGAAACUUUUACCUCACUUCACUUAGAGCACUGAAACAUAAUAAGGUAGUGUAAUGAUGUUUGUAUGUUAAUAAUGAGGGUUGAUUUCACUACAACAAAUCAAGUAUGCUUGUAUUAUUAGUCCUUCAACCAUUCAGUAUAGUGGUAUGUUUUCUUCUUGUAUAAUGUUUGGCCAGCAUUUCUGUAAAAAAAGAAUCUGGUUAUUUUGUUUUUCAGGACUUCUUUUUCCUCCUGGCUCUUUUCCUGUGUAAAAUAGAACCCUUAAUUCUGUAUUUUUAAGAAUUUUUGAAAUGUGACUCUUCCUCCUAUGUAUUUUAGUGUCUUUCCUAGGUCUUUUCUACUUGAACAUUCAAUUUCGAAUCCCUUAAUAAUAAUAUAGAAGAAUUUGCUAGUACUAGUAGAGGUCUCCUUAAUUAACAACCAGUCUUCACCAUUUAUUUACAUGAAUUUCUUGCAUUCUAAGUUUUUAGAAUGCACGUUUUACUUUAGAAGCCGUAUAGCUUUCUUGUUCUAAUUACUUCUGUUUUCAUGUUUUACUUAAUUUCCUUGACAUUCUAUUCUGUUCAUACGCUGUGUGAUUUGGUAUAAGACAGUAUCUUCCUUAAGUGCUUGGCAUCUCAUCAAAGAAAGUGAAGGAUGAAUUCCAAUGUCUGGAAAGUGUGAUAACAUCAGAGGUACUAAUUGUGUAACCUCAGAUCUAUGUUAGCAGUCUGGUUUUAGUAAUGUCAGACUCUAUAUUGUUUUUUUGCAACAGAAAAGAUAGAGCAAGUUUCCCUACGACAUCAUGUGGUUAUGGACAAACAUACUGUGCUAACUGGAGAUUAUAUUUGGCAAGGUGUAAAAUAUAGCUACAUUACACACUAAGAGUAAUGAUAAAAUGUUGUAUUUGCAAGUUUUGUAUGACACAUAGCUACAGGUAAAGAGCUAAGACUCACCAGAUGUGAGGAUGUGUAGUUACAGGAGGUUGUGGUUCUCACCAGGAUUCAAAUAGGGAAGGUUUUGGCAAGAGAGGUGGUAAUUGAUAACAUUUUUUUCCUCUUUGAGAGGCAGUAUCUCCUAAAUGUCAGGACUCACUUGGAACUUUGUACUGUUGCCAUAUCCCUCAGCUGCCUAUGGGUGUCUGCUUGUACUUUUGCCUGUUGGAGAUGAAGAAGACACCAUCUACCAAACUGUUUUAACAAAUUGACAGUGUGCAUUUGUCACAAUGAAUACAUUAUACAAUCAUGUUUAAUGUGGCUGAUAACAAAAGUGUGACACGAGCUUUUUAGAUUCUGACAUUCUUGGAUGCCUUUUUAAGACCUUUUGUAGUUCCUUGCCCUGCUCAAUCCUUGUUGACUGUUUCAACAGUAAGUUUGGAAAAUAAAUUUUUCUUUUCACAGCAUCAUAAUACAGCCCAGGCUGGAAGAGGCCUCAAAACAUCAUCUGGCCCAGUGUUUCCUGGGGAGGGGAGGCCAGAUGAGAUUAUCCAGCAUGCUGCCUAUUCACUUCUUAAAAACCUCCUGUGCUGGGAGGUGCCAUGUCACUGAGGAGGUUGUUCCUGUGAUUGAGUGUUUUCACUGUGACAGCUUUUCCUGGGACAACUUGUACCCAUUUUCCCUUGUCAUCUCCAUGUGAAGAGAGAGCCUCUGGCCCUUUAGCCACCUUUUAAGAACUGGAAAACUGUAAUGAGAUGCCCCCCAUAGGCCUUCUAUUUUCCAGGGUGAAAAAACCUAACUCAUUCAGUCUCUCCUAUAGGACAGAAGAAUUCUCAUUUUCCAGACACAGCACAAGAAACAUUUUAAAUUUGUAAUAAUAGAAAAGAUAUUAUCCAAGUUCUGUAAAAAAAAGUUACGUAAGAAUACUGCCAAAAAAAAGAAGUGUUGCUUUUGUAGGUGGUAAAUGCACAUCCAUCCUGUAUUUCUAUAUAUUCCAAUCUGACCCUCACAGUAAAAAUUGUAAUCCUGUCACUGGAUGUGCUUAGCACAAAGUCAGAAAAAUAAACUUUCAAAGCAAACCAAAACAAAAAACCCCAAGCAAACCUCACUGUGCCUGGACUGAAUUACUGGAAGGAGAACAGAUUGCAGCGUAAAGACUGGAAAUCCUGCAGUGCCCGGUUCUGUGGAACUUAAUGCCAUUGGACAUUGUAGGACUAAUGUCCCAUGCAUAUACUUGAUAGAAAUGUCUACAAAAAAGAGAGCUUUCACAGAAAGCACCUAAAAGAAAAAAGAUGAAAUUGCGAAGAUCAGAUUAUAAGCCACCAUGCUACCUUCAGUUAGCUGAGCAUCAGGUAACAGUCAGAACUAAACUAACAGAUGAUUUAUUUGGCAUGACUCAGUAUUUUAAAGUUCAUGGCAGUAACUGAAGCUUGGUUUGAAGGAGGAAGUAUUAGUAAAAUCUCUAGUUGCUAUUUUGAUAUCACAUGAACAAUUAUAGCAGUUGAUAUGAAUUGAAUAAGUCAAAAAAAAAGAGCCCAUUCUUCGCUAUGAGCUUUUAAUGUGUACUUAAGGCUGUGGUUAAAAAGCACUUAAAUAUUAGUACAUUUCUUGGAAUGUCUAAAGGCUUUUGCCAUACAUUGUUUACUCAUUUUUAAAAUAAUUGAUUUUUUUACUUUUAGAACUUCAGUGAACUGUUUAUGUGCACUAUAUCUGGUUGUGGAUUCUAGUAAUGGGCACUCUAAAAUGAUGCAGUAGUGUCGUGAUCCUGUAUGUACACAGUAUUUGUGACCAAACUCUGAAGCUGUGUUGUGGUAGCCACAAUAUACAACCUUCUGGCUUGCCUUGUCCUGCUGGGUUUGGAGGAAUGAAAGGAAUCUUAAUUUCCAGCAUGGUUGAUGCUACAGUUGGUUGAAGGGGGAUAAGGUAGUGAGGAAAGCAGUUCCUCUGCCCUCCCAGCCCAGCUUUUCUAAAUGUCAGUCAGCAAAAUACUGUGAUUCAGCAAACGCUGUGUUACUGUAAUUGCACUUUUUUUCCCCCACUAUCAGUAUUAUGAAAGAUUCAAAGGUCAUUAAUGAUAAAAAAUGGAUACAAGUGCUGGGGUUUUUUUGUCUGUUGCAGACAUUGUGCAGCGUUUUCAUGCAAUAUUUUGUAUUAACUCAUUAAGGCAAAAAUGGUGUGCUAAUGAUGUACAAAAGAAAAUCCACAUUAUGUUGAUUAGUGGGAUUCUUUAGGCUAUUUAGAUUUGGUGUAUACACAGUUUACUCCUGACUAUCUAAAGAUAGGAUGUUGCCUUCUAUAUUGGUAUCAGCCAGGCUUACAGAGAGUGUGAGCAUUCAUAUAUACACAACUCCACUAGCUUUGUUGACCUGGAGUAAUAGCAUAAUCUUUAAUUAAGCUGUUAUUCUUCUGCAUAGAUAAAACUUUGCUGGACACUGAUACUCCAUGAAGAACCUUAAGGUUAAAUGUAACAAAUGUAAGGACAAAUGUAAUUUGUCUAUAGUUACACUUUUUAUUAUAGGAAUAUUUAUAUAGAAAAUACUUUAUUUUGCUUACAGCCUUAAGCAACUGCUCAAUAAUUGCCAUUAGUCACAAUCCUGCUUCUCAGGAUGACAGAGAGUGAUUUGAGCUAAACAGGGAAUAAAGGAGAUGGGGAUGAGUUCAGAAGGUAAUUAUGUUUCUAUAGUAUCUUACAAUUUAGAAAGAAUUGCAGUUUAUGUUUUUGAGGUGAUGGACUAUUUUAGCAGAACUCUAAAGGGAAGAUUCUUGGUUUUUAAGAAGUCAAUUUUGCUCGAGGGGCACUGAGAACACACAUUGUUAUUAAGGGUAUCAUGUUUGGCAUGCCUGAAAUAUUGAUUAGUUACUUGUAUCCACUGUAUUUUUUCUAAAUAAAUACUGGGGGAUCCACUCUGUAACACAGUAUUUGCAAAUAUGUUUGUAAAUCCUUCCUAAUGUGAUAUAAAGAAAAUCCAAUUAAAGAACUUGUUUCAAAAUUUGAUAUUCUUAAGUCUUCAAAGACAUGUUCCAUCCUGUGUUUACUUGAAAAUUAGAUGUAUAGUAAAUGAUCUAGUAAUUCACUUUGCUGAGAUUAGCUGAUGUUAGUGAGACAGUUUGUAUCAUCCUGAAAGGAAAGUGUGUAUAAACAAAUAAACCCACAUCAAAAC